Molecule: messenger RNA, 1701 nt
Organism: Lotus japonicus
Lineage: Eukaryota; Viridiplantae; Streptophyta; Magnoliopsida; Fabales; Fabaceae
Product: cytochrome P450 CYP736A12-like
Exons: 2
Coding region: 175-1701 (508 amino acids)
Molecular function (GO): heme binding; iron ion binding; oxidoreductase activity, acting on paired donors, with incorporation or reduction of molecular oxygen
Source: RefSeq, a predicted model, not a curated record
AAUCGUCACAAUCUCAUAAUAUUAAUCAUGGGUCAAUCAACUAUAUUUCAAACAAAAUUCAGAUCCAAUCUCCUUGGGUGGGAACUUGCGAGGAAGAUGCAGCUAUGCAAAUAUUCUCAAUUACUAAGAAUAUAAGAACAGCUUGGCUCAUCUUGAUCAAGCAUUCCCUAUAACAUGUUGUUUCCAAUCUCAUGGAUUGUUCUGGCCUCCAUAUUCAUCCUCACAACAACAACUCUGUUCCUCAAACAAACCCAGCAACAUGGUCGGAAACAACCACCAGGACCACCGUCUCUGCCAAUUCUGGGCCACCUCCACAUGUUAGGGAAACUCCCCCACCGCACCCUCCAAACCUUAUCCAAAAAAUAUGGCCCCAUCAUGUCCCUUCGAUUGGGACAAGUCCCAACAGUUGUGAUCACUUCCCCUGAAAUUGCAGAGCAAUUUCUCAAGACCCAUGAAUUUUCUUUUGCAUGCAGGCCAAAGAUUGAAGCCUCCAAGUACCUCUCUUAUGGCUACAAGGGCCUAGUGUUCUCACAAUACGGUGCAUAUUGGCGCAACGUGAGGAAGGCUUGCACCUUGCAGCUUCUGAGUUCGUUGAAAGUUGAGUCAUUUGCACCGUUGAGGAAGCGGGAGGAGGAGGCGGCGGUUGAGGUGAUUCGGAAGGCGGCGGUGGCCGGUGAGACGGUGAACCUUAGUGAAGUGGUGCAGGGUGUUAUGGAGGAUGUUGUGUAUAAGAUGGUGUUGGGGUGUAAUAAGGAUGAUAAGUUUGAUUUGAAGGGGCUUGUUCUAGAGGGGAUGCUCAUGGGUGGGAAGUUCAAUCUUGCAGAUUUUGUGCCUUGGCUUGGGCCAUUGGAUUUACAGGGUCUAAGAAGAGGAUUAAAGAAAACCAGUAAAGCACUAGAUGAAGUGCUGGAGAAAAUAAUUUCAGAUCAUGAACAUGCUUCCAAUGCACAAAACGAUGGCCAUAAGGACUUCAUAUACAUCUUACUCUCAAUGCUGCACCAACCCAUGGAUCCUCAUGAUGAACAAAACCAUACCAUUGAUCGAGCAAACAUAAAGGCCAUUGUCCUAGACAUGAUUUCUGCAUCAUUUGAUACCUCAUCCAAUGUUAUCUUGUGGGCUUUAUCUGAGCUCUUAAGGCAUCCAAGCGCGAUGAAAAAUCUCCAACAUGAGCUAGAAACUGUGGUUGGAAUGGAAAGAUUGGUGGAGGAAACUGAUUUAGUGAAACUGAAUUAUUUGGAUAUGGUGGUUAAGGAGACCUUAAGAUUGUACCCUGGAGCUGGAUCAUUCAUUACCCGUGUUUCAACAGAGGAUGCUAUGAUCAAUGGUUACUACAUAAAGAAAAAUUCACGUGUAAUUUUUAAUAUUUGGGCAAUUGGUCGAGAUCCAAAGGUUUGGUCUAAUGAUGCUGAUGAUUUUUGUCCCGAGAGAUUUGUGAAGAACAAUGUGGACAUUCGAGGACAUGAUUUCAAGAUGUUUCCAUUUGGUUCUGGUCGCAGAGGUUGUCUUGGGAUUAAUUUGGGUCUCGUCACUGUUAAGCUUGUUUUGGCUCAGUUAGUGCAUUGCUUCAAUUGGGAGCUUCCAUUGGGAAUGAGCAUUGAGGAGUUGGACAUGAGGGAGGAAUUUGCAAUGACAUUGCCAAGAGCCACGCAAUUGUUUGUUGUGCCAGAGUAUCGACUGCUUAGCACAACACAAAAUUUAUAA